Molecule: messenger RNA, 2540 nt
Organism: Hypomesus transpacificus
Lineage: Eukaryota; Metazoa; Chordata; Actinopteri; Osmeriformes; Osmeridae
Product: glutaminase liver isoform, mitochondrial-like
Exons: 18
Coding region: 140-1990 (616 amino acids)
Biological process (GO): L-glutamine catabolic process
Molecular function (GO): glutaminase activity; protein binding
Source: RefSeq, a predicted model, not a curated record
ACUCGUAGACCAAUAUAUGUCGCAGGAACAGUCUGGUGCUCACGUCAACUCGGAUAAAGAGAUUUCCUCAACCGAUGUUAAGUUUAUUAGUGUUGAUCAAUCAAGUCUGUAAUCGCAAUUAUACGUUUAGAGAUUAGUGAUGUCGGUAGCCACUCAGAGGACCAUGCAUUGCUUGAAAGUAUUACGUGUGACUAACUCGGCAGCCGAGUGUCUGGUAAAAGACGCAUCUAAAAUAUUUCGGUUUGGUAAAUACAACGGCGGUUUAGUAAACUGUCAUAACGUUCAACCUUCACAAUUCUUCAACACAAGCACAACAAGUCGGCACCAGCGGACUCCUACAGAUAUUGAUCAUGCGCAAGUCAAAAUGAGUAUGAGCAGAAAGGGCUUGUUUUCCGGAGUGGAGGACAUGCUUUUCUACACCAUCACCGAGGGACAGGAGCAGAUCCCUGUCUCUCACUUCAUCUCUGCCUUGAGAAGCACUGGUCUGCUGACCUCUGACCCCCGCCUGAAGGACUGUAUGAACAAGCUGCGUCACGUGGUCAGGGAUUCUGUGGGUGAUGUCAUGAUGGACCGGAAGCUCUUCCACAGAUGUGUGGGAGGAAACAUCGUCCUGCUGAUCCAAGCCUUCAGGAAGAAGUUCAUCAUACCAGAGUUCGAUGCUUUCGCCUCCAAGAUCAACCAGAUCUACGACAGGGUCCAGAAGCAGACUGAGGGGCAUGUAGCUGACUACAUUCCCCACCUGGCUAAGUUUAGCCCUGACCUCUGGGGAGUGUCUCUGUGUACCGUGGAUGGACAGAGACACUCCGUGGGGGACACCAAGAUUCCGUUCUGCCUGCAGUCAUGUGUGAAGCCUCUGGAGUAUGCCAUCGCCGUGCAUGAGGCCGGCACGGAGAAGGUGCACAGCUACGUUGGCAUGGAGCCCAGCGGUCUUAAGUUCAACAAGCUCUCCCUCGACGAGGAAGAUAAACCUCACAACCCAAUGGUGAAUGCUGGAGCCAUCGUCAUCAGCUCUCUGAUCAAGCCUGGUUCUAACAAGGCAGAGAAGUUUGACUAUGUGAUGGAAUUUGUGAAGAAGAUGGCCGGCAGAGAGUAUGUGGGCUUCAGCAACGCCACGUUUCAGUCCGAAAAGGAAACGGGCGACAGAAACUUUGCCAUCGGAUACUACCUCAAAGAGAAGAAGUGUUUUCCUGGUGGGGCAGACAUGAUUGAUGCUCUGGACUUCUACUUCCAGCUGUGCUCCAUCGAUGUCACCUGCGAGUCUGGGAGUGUCAUGGCCGCUACGCUGGCCAACGGCGGCAUCUGCCCAAUCACAGGCGAGCAUGUGCUGAGUGCAGAGGCUGUGAGGAACACGCUGAGCCUCAUGCACUCCUGUGGCAUGUACGACUUCUCUGGACAGAUGGCCUUCCACGUGGGCUUGCCUGCUAAGUCGGGGGUUUCCGGGGCAGUGUUGCUGGUGGUCCCCAACGUCAUGGGGGUGAUGUGCUGGUCUCCUCCGCUGGACAGGGUCGGAAAUAGUGUCCGAGGCAUCGACUUCUGCCAGGAGCUCGUGUCGUUGUUUAACUUCCACAACUAUGACAACCUGAGGCACUUUGUGAAGAAGCAGGAUCCUCGCAGACAAGAUGGGGAUGACAGGAACAAGUCUGUGGUCAACCUGAUGUUUGCGGCCUACAGCGGAGAUGUGUCGGCCCUGAGGAGGUUCGCUUUGUCAUCGAUGCAAAUGGAUCUGAAGGACUAUGACUCUAGAACUGCCCUUCAUGUGGCUGCAGCCGAGGGUCACAUUGAAGUGGUCCGGUUUUUGACAGCUGCUUGCAAAGUGAACCCUUUCGUGAAAGACAGGUGGGGGAGCUUGCCUGUGGAUGACGCCAUGCAGUUUGGCAACGAGGAGGUGGUGAAACUCCUCCAGGAGUACCAGCAGCUCUGCAAACAGACCAACACCCAGCAGGAAGCAGAGGAGCCCCCUAAGCUGGAGACAGUGGAGGGCAUGGUGUGACCCCCUGCUGGAGCCCCGUAAACUGGAGACGGUGGAGGGCAUGGUUUGACCCCCUGCCGGAGCCCCCUAAGCUGGACACAGUGGAGGGCAUGGUGUGACCCCCUGCCGGAGCCUGGACUGGACAGAAAUGUUUUACUAAUACUCGGAAUAGCAAGCAAUCCCACAAUAUCAUAGGAUUACUGAUACUCUGGUACUCUGAGUAUUCUGAGGCCUGCUCAGGAGAUGUGAAGUACAGCGUGUGACAUCCUGGCAGUGCUCUAGUUGUCUAGACGUCUAGCAAAUAUCUUUAGGUGAUGUAGGUGAACACUGUUCUGGCACUGUGCUCUCAUGAUAAAUGGAAUGUAUUUCCUCUACUAGAAAUCCAAUCCCCAAAGCAAGUGAACGCCUGAGAAUCCUGAAAAGGGAAUCAAUGUAAAUACUGCUUAGCUUAAUUGUAAAUAACAAAGUAUAUUUGCAAAUAAUUAUUUUACGGACACUGUUUGUAUUGAACUUAUUCUUCCUCCCUUGAAAUUCACCAAAGUGGUGGUGCCUUUUGUCAUUCUGAAUAUGA